AUGCUGAUAACAGUAUCAUCCUCCACCCAGCCUGUUCCCAAUCACCACCCCCUUUCCCCCCCUCCCACCCUGCCCAAGCCUGGCAAGGACAACCUGCGGCUGCAGCGGCUGCUGAAGAAGGCAGCCAGGAAGAACGCCAUCCUUGCCUCGGAGCAGGGCAAGUCCUUCCGCUCCAGCCUGUCGCCCGUGAACGAAGCCAGCCCCGACCAGGAGUGUGCAGAGAGCGCUGCCCCAGCAGCAGAGACCCCUGAGGCCCCAGCAGCCCCCUGUGCCCCCCUGCCCACCCAGCUCUCCGUCAGGCCCGUGGGCCACCGUGCUCUCUCCCCGUUCCGGAAGGGGAAGCCCUUCACGCUGAAGGUCACAGAGCAGCGGCGCAUCGCCGAGCACGUCAAGCUCACAGCCUCCUCAGCCAUGCCCCUGCUACAGAGGCCAGAAGCUCCUGAGACUCCACAGCAGCCUGAAGGCACAGGCUCCCACCUUCCCUCUCCAUCUGACCCUUCAGUACCUGUUUUCCCCAAGCCUCCUCCUCCCAGUACACUCAGCAAAGAAAGGGCACCAGAGGUUACCUAUGUCACCAAGGUGAACACUUAUUUCCACAGUGUCAAGCCACCCAGGGCUAAGACUCCCACACCAAACCCAACCCUAGGAACUGUCAGCCAGGAAGACAAAAGGCCUACUUCCCCAGCACCUCAAACAAGCAGCUCUGAACCACCUCCAGAGCAGACAAGCACCUCACUUAAAGACAACAAGGCAGCUCUCCCCUUGCCAAAACCUCCCCUAGUUCCUGCUGCAGAGACAGAGCCUCCUGAUCAGGCUCCCAAGCCUGUUCCCACUGAGAAGCCCAGCACCUCUGAUGCCCACACCAAUAAGCCAACAACCCAUGGAAAUGACACUGAAUGCAAGGCAGCUCCUGAAUUACCAGAGCAAGACAGAGACAUCCCAGAACCAUCAACAUCCAGCGCUCCUUGGAGGCAAGCACGCCAAGCAACAGCAACUCCAGCACAAGCUGAUGGUACCGGGUCCACCCCAACAGACACCAAGACAGAACAUGUCACUGAACCCCAAAUGACUCCCAGCUUACCCAACACCAGUUGUUCCCCCAAGGCUGAGCCAGCACCACCAUCAGGAGAAGCGCCAAGAGCUCCUGGAACCAGUGCCAGUGGCUGGCAUCGCCUCAAGAAGCACUUGAUAGUGCAGCCAGAAGCAACCAACUUCCCAGAGUCCCAGCCAGAGAAGCUGGGACAGGAGGAAGGGAAUAAAGCUGAUGCUGCUCAAGCAGUCAUCAAGCAAGACUGCAUGGUGGUUAAAUCAAAAGCCAUGAGAAUGUGGGAUGCCAUCUUAUAUCAGGUGGCACUCGGCAAGGAGAAGAAGCAGCAGGCAGAAGAGAAGAAGGCUCAGAAGGAAGAAAGCUUCUUCCUGCCCCGCCGCCUGCCCAUCCUCCUGCACAAGCCACGUUUUGACGCCCGCAAGCUGAAGGAGCUGGCAGCCAAGCCCAUGACAAAGAUCAGCACCGUGUUUGAGGUGAGCCGCUUCCGGCCCAAGGGGGCUGAGGAGCACACCAAGAGCUUCAACAGAACGGCAUCGGGAUGGUCUGUGCACUGACACCAGGCUGCUCCACGCCGCUGCGCUGCGCCAACCUCUGACCAAGCCCAGUGCAGCCAAGCGUAAGGAAAAAAGGAAAUUAAAUAAAACCUCUCCAAGCCAGCAGCACCAUGCUGCAGGUUUAAGGGUUACUCUCAAAAGCUCAAAUGCAUAGCUACCACAUCCACAGGUCACAGGAAAACAAACGUGCUUGUUUUAAGAAGAGUCAACAACAAUCACUGGAGGCAGUAACAGAGUGAAGGCACACAGUGAAGAGGACAAGCUGCCUAUAGAAAAAAAGACCAGUUUAGAGUAGGAUAAUGGAAUCUGAAUUUUUUUGUUGCAUUUAUCUAAGAGACUGAUCCUAGGAAUAACAGCAGUUGCAUCUGAAAUGAAGGAAUCUGGGUUGCUCCAGGUCUCUAGGGAGUGUCUUAGAAACCAAACUCAAAGAGGAUACAUAUAGCCUCUAACUCAUCUACUUAAAGCGUGCUCCCUGCCCAUUUGCUGAGAACAAAAUGGAAACUCAUCCUUUCACCCAAAGCACAGACAAGAGACAAAGAUAUCCUGCUCUCACCAAACACCUCAUCUGCCUAUCAAAAUGGGCAUCAUCUGACAGCCUCCUAGGCCAGUCUACUUAAUAAUAAUGCACAGAAGAACAAUUUUGUUUCAAUAAUCAAGUUCUGUUAUGUAUUUUAUCAUGUUUUCUCCAAAACAGCUUACAGUUAAUGUUCCCACUAUAACCAACAAGACCCUGCUUUAGCAUGUGGGUACCCAACUCUGUAUUUAACAAGGUGCUGGUUUCUGAGUGGCUCUGCUAACCACACGUAGUCUCAUUUUCAGGGUGAGCAUCAUGACAGUUUCACACCUGCUUGUCCCUGAUGUCCUGAAAAAAGGGCAUUUAAAGGAAAAUACCCAACUCUGCCCACCCACAGAGACAACUGGGCUUUCCAGUAUUGUCCUUUGCCGCUCCACUGCCAGCAGGCUUGUGAGCAUGAAAGCUGGGAGAUUGGUUAUUUCUGUUUCACAAGGGACUUGGUCAUGUGCUGGGGUGUUCCUACACAGCUAAUACAGGAUUGCUAUGUUUAGCCCAAAUAGAAUAUAAAGAGCUGUGCACAGAGUUUCCUUUUACAUGUGCAGAGGGUAUGGAACUGACCAACAGUUGCUCAGGCCAAGCUGCAAACAGACUUGGAAACAAAGAGUCCCUUUUGCCUUUUUUGAAGUCUUCCUAUUUUGCAGUGAUGCUGUAAGAGCAGUUCAUUUAGAAAACCUUAAGUUUUCACUUUACCAGUCUUAUCUCUAUUCUGCAACUCCGUCCUUACUCAGGGCAAAACCAAGUAGGAAGAAUAAUCCAAUUAUCUAAGGUGAAUAUUUUUUCAAAAUCCCAAUUUUCAAAGAAAAAGGUAACAAGAGGUUGGAAAUGUGCAGUAAUCACAAGUGAAUCCUAGGUAAGCCUCUGCAGGAUAAUUUAACAUUGCUGCAAGAGAAGGCUACAGAGAAGAAGGCUACAGAAAACAUCCAUGCAGCAGCACAGCCAUAAAAAUUUAAAGUGUGCAGCAUAAAACACAUAAAGCAGAUAAAGGCAGCCUUACCAGAGAGUGAUAAACGGCACCUCACUGCAGCACAGCCAGAUGGAUGCCUCUGCACAAAGGUCUGGAUGCACAAGAGCCACAGUACCGGCAUGAAGCAGAGCAGCCAACAUCAAUUACAUUUGGAAGACUAAGUGAAGGUGGUUUAAGAAGCACUUGUGCUUUAAAACAGCUUUUGUCCUGCACCAAGGACAACCACCCAGAGCAAACCAGCAUCUCUCACCCAAGGCUUAGGUUUUGCAUGUGCUGGGCCUCCAGUCAGGCUGCAUUCACACCCCAGCCCCACUGCAGACAGAUGGAGGAUGGGGAAAUGCCGCUGGGAAGAGCAAUUCCCACAAGCAGAAAGAAGGAGGCAGAGGAAGGCAGCUCUGGGUGCAUGGUUUAGCUCUUUUACCCCAAAAAGGGCAGAGGCGCACAGCAAGUAUGGCAAGUCCUGCAGAGACAGACCCUGACACAAGGGUACUCAGAGAUGGGAGAGCAUAUCCCUGGAGGCAACAGAUUUCUACCAAUGGCUGCUCACUGGAAGUCACUGUGGUGUCAUCCAGCCUGAGCUGCUGUGCUGAGGAAGAGAAGGGGAAUGCUACUGGGCACAGAAUUUGCCCAUUUUUCAAAUGGCAUCAGGCAGUUGCUAAAUGCCCAAACUGACACCUACAGAAAAACCCCUGUUCCAUAGCCUGCAGCCCAGGAAGAGAGGGAAGGAGAAAACAAGCCACACCUGUGUUAAAGCAACUAGAAAGCUGCUAAGGUGGUGUAAAGCAAGUGACAAGGGGAGCCAGAAGGGUUUGGGAGCAAGGUCAUGACAGUGAUCCAGUAUUAGGGAAAAAGGAUGAACAUAGUUCGAGGGGGUGCAGAGGAGCUGGGGAGCAUGCCUCUCAAGAAAGGCUGCUGGACAAAGACCAGAGCCAAAGGCACUUUCAUUUGAGCUGCUCAGAGAAACCCAGGUAGGGCAAACAAAACCUGCUGGCAACCCUGCAAAACCUGUUUGCUGCAGAGAACUGAAGCUCAGUAGGGUCCACCUGCUGCACUGAAACAGACCUCAGGAGAAAGAGGAGACUGAUCAAAGGGGAGACCUUAUAAUAGGAUUCUCAAAGUCACAGGCAGAGAAGCAAGCUGAGGAUGGAAGUUCUGUGGACUAAAAACAGAGCUUCAGGCAGUCUUGGGCUCAUACUGCUGCCCAUCUCAAUGUAGAAUUCAAAAGGGCAUAUCCUCUAAAUGGGCACUACAAAAGGAAAGAAAAAAACAAGCCUAAACAAACAAAAUGCAACACUCAGAAGCCAGCUCCUUAAGGGUGGGAGGGAGGGGAAAGAAGGAACACAAGCCCCAGGAGAAUUCAGAAACAAAAGGUGUUUUGUAGCAAGCAGAGCUAUUUUAACCUUGGCAAUGAAAUAAAGCUUCUUUUUUAUAGUAGGAAAAAAAGGAGAACGAGCUUGUUUUCACCCUCAACUUCCUCUCCACUCAUCGUGCCAGAUGCUGCCCAGUUGGAUGCAACCAGUUACCACCUCCCUCUACACCAUUCCUCCUUAUUGCCACAGCCCUCUGCUAUCAUCCACUCAAGAUAACACCAGGAUAUCUGUGAGUCUGAGCACAAUACGAACAUGAGAUCCAAAGGCCAUUUCAAGAGAGCACAGAGACAGCAACCCAGCUCUGCCUUGCCCUUGCUGCACACCAGAGAGCAGUCCUUUCUGCUCUGUUGUUCUCCCCAGUACAGCAGAUGUGCACAUCCUUCCUGCUACAACCUUAUUAUAGACUGGUUCCAAGAGGCUACUGAAGUCAUUAAAAGUCUUCUCCCUGAUUAAUUCAGUAAAUCUGGGAAUUAAACCCCAGAAACAUUUGAAUUUCAGAAGUACAUCAGCCAGAAUGAUCUUCAGCUAUCUCUCUCUACUCCUUGCAACUUAAGAGAGCAUAAGGAAAGACAGCAGAUAGAGAUCAUUCCUUUGAACUAGCAAAGGCAAACACAUCUUCACCCACACAGCAGCAGCUAAGGGACUUGUCCUGCAGGUUAAACCAACAGAGGUAUCCAGCAGCAUCAGAAAGACAGAGACCAAAACAAACCCCUGCUGGUACCCACUCUGUUCCAGCCCAGUCAGGCUCCAGCUGUUCCCAUAGAGCCCCUUCCAACUCACCCAAGUGCUGCUGGCAGAAUCAAUCCCAGCAUGCUGCCAGAACAGCCCAGGAGGUUGUUACACAGAGCAGA
Zonotrichia albicollis (white-throated sparrow) is the source of this 5361-nucleotide messenger RNA. It is a transcript of the gene PRR33, whose product is annotated as proline rich 33. NCBI's taxonomy places the organism in Eukaryota, Metazoa, Chordata, Aves, Passeriformes, Passerellidae. The record is from RefSeq and is a predicted model, not a curated record.